ACUUUAAUUCGCCUGAUGCGACGUCUACUACUGUUGUAAUUGUUUUGUGCGUGAUUCGAAUAUUUUUCCACGAGCCCUUCGUGAAAACCGUGAUCCCAUAGUGUAAGCCAAGUCGGAAUGGAGUGCCGCUACAUGUGACACUUGGAGGAACUCCGGUGUUAAGCAUUUUACCGCCGUCUGCGUACGAUAAUAACAUUAUGUCACAAGAGACAUAUCUAAGGUUUGAUUACGGAGUUGAAGAUAAUUCACAGAUAUCUUCCUUUUUGUCGUGUGGUCGUAUCGCUGCUGGUCGUGCACGACCCCAUACAAUCGGCGUGUACCACAAAAACAAGCUUUACUCAAGUGACAUGUUUGUCAGCAGACGUCUUAAAUGUGGUCAUCACUGGAAACAUUUAUCAAUGAAUCAAUUUUUAUUCCUAAUUAGCAUAUUGACUACGGUGCACGAGGUGCAAGCCGAGAGCGAUUUAUCCGGAACAUCGACAACGACGACGACGACGACGACGACGAAUGGAAUCGCGACCGGAACCGCUUGUGCGGAGCGAUGGACGUGUACGUCGUGCACAGAAGGAACGACGCCGUCGUGCAGCUGGUCCGUUGCCGAGCAGACGUGUGCGGACAGCGUUGUGGCGACAGAGCUAAGCCGGCUGGUGGUCACCGACCGAUCGUCUUGUCCAAAGUUUUCGGUCGAAAACAUCUUCAGCGUAAUGGCCGACGACAAGGUGACGAUCACGGUGACGGUUGACGACGGUCACGAGGAAGGAGGGUUCGUCGAUCUGUUGGCCAACAGUUCCGUCAAGUGUCAGCUGAACAACAGAAUGAUCACGGCCAAAGUUAACGGGGACCGAAUCUCCUGUACGUUGACUUACACCAGAUCUCGGUACAACGUGAAGUGCCGAGAUUUCGUACCGGUCGUCAGUCAUUUGUUGAUCUCGUUCGACGACAAGUUUUUGCGAUUCGACAACGCGAGCGACCACUAUGCGACCGGAUACCCGAGCGAUUGCCCGGUCAUAGAAUGCUUGGACUGUAACCGGAACAACGGCACGCACAGGACUUACUGCACGCGGUGUUCGAAAAACAACACCACGUCCGUGAACACGAAGCCGUUUCAUUACUGCGAAGUGCGGAAGAAUUCGAAUUUCGAGAAAUCGAAUUCCGAUAAAACGAAAAACGGCGACAUGUGUGGGGACAGUGCAGAUCCGGCGAUGAUGCUCCGAUCGGACCAGCUCAAACCGGAAGUUCCCGCGGGCAACUAUAGCAGUUUUCCAAUCAUUUCGACGGUUUCGACGAUUUCGACGGUUACGAUGGUACCGAUAGUUCCGACGGUUCCGAUAGUUCCGAUGGUUCCGACGGUGGACGACGGCCAAACGUUCGGCGGUAUUGCAUCCGGUGGCACCACGAUUGUGGCGAAGGGUCGAAGUUUUAGCGGCUUGCAGAACGCAAAGGCCUGUUUUGUAAAUAAAAGCACGUGUGUCUACUGUAGCAUUCUCAACGAUACGUCCAUGGAAUGCCGAUCUCCCAAGUUCAUCGCCGUCAACGAAACGCAAACUGCAGUUGAAAUUAAACCGUUGAAGUUUUACGGUAAAGACCCUGCCGGAAAUGUGUUGAAGCUCAAUUCGAAUUCGUUCGAAUACCACCUGUACCAGGAUCCGGUUUUUACGGAUUAUAUGGUAAACGGUUGCUGUAACCUUACCGUUAAUGGCGUGUACCUCUACCAAGGUUACACCACUGGUGACUUGUCUAUUGUGCUGGACACUGAAAACUCGUCGUCCGUUUGCGGCCCGAUCACUUGGAUGGACGGUACACAGAUAGUUUGUCACUUGUCUCAGUUAGACCCACUGCCAAAUCAGAUAUAUGUUAAGGCUGGUGAUUAUAUUAGCGUCGUGAAGUUAACGAAACAGAAUUCUAGUAAAUUCAAAAAUUCGUUGGCCGCAAUAAUAUUGCCAAGUGUCGUCACUAUAGGUGCGUAUAUUUCAUUCAUCGCAGUUUUAUGUGUGGCUCUCAUAUUUUUUAAGUCUUCUAAGGACUAUGACUUAUUACAUUUACAUGGUCCCCAGCACCUUGCAGAAAUGCGGCCGUUGGAUGAAAAAAAUUUCAAUGACUACGAUAAUAAUAGCGAAUCUAAUAAUAUGUUAUCGAAACACGACGAAUGACAUUAAUUUCGUAUUUUUUUUUAUAAAAAUGACGUUUAAUUUAUUAAUUUUUUUUUAUAUGUAUAAUAUUAUAUAAUAUUUCAUACCUAUGAAUUUUAAAACAUCAUAUUUUCUUUGAUAAAACUGUACUUACAUCUAUAGGUAAUAAACGUUUAUUAUACUGUGUAAUAAUAUUAUAACAUUAAAUAUAUGUAUAACCACACGUCAUAGGUUACAUUGUUCACCGCGUGUCUGCGUACAGAAUUUAAUACGAUUAAUAUACCAGCAGAAACUGCAUUAAUUUAAAAAGUCUUGUUUCAGCGAGUUUACUAAUUUUUUUUUUGGAAUUACUUGCUUUGUGUUAUGAAGAAGAUGGACAUCAUAAUAUGCACCAUAUUAAUUUUAAAAGUUGAAAUGGAACUUAUUUCUCUAUCAGAUAAUUUAAAUUACAAUGGUUCUUCAUUUAAAAUAUCCUGAGUUAUUUCCAUUUGAUUUUAUUCCUAUUUCUGUGACCGUGACCAUCCUAUAUAAUAUAUACUUCAUACACAUUUCAUUAUUAUUAAUAUUACAUUAUUACAUAUUAAAAUAAUACAUUUAAAUUAAACAAUAUAUUAUCACUGUAACUAUAUAUUAUAUGUCCAGGGUUCUCAAAAGGUAAAUGUAUUUUAAAAAGAUACAACAGUCAAUUAUUUGGAAAUUUAUGUUGUAUUGUUGUACUAGAAAUUAGAUACUAUACAGUCAAUUUCGAAUAACAAACAAAGUGGUAAAUUAGAGAUGGUAGAGAAAAUGUAUGUAUUAACUUUAAUAUAAUAAUAUUACAAAGUAGAAAGAAAGCUUCUAACCCAAUCUUUGAGGCUUGAGACAAAACAGUAAUGUCAGUAUAAAGUAUAAAUAUUUAAAUUAUUAUCAAAGAACAAAAAAUAUAAUAAACUAUAAAAUAUUAAAAUGUUGUAAUUAAACAAUAAUCCCCCCGCCUUUAGGAAAGUUACCACUGAACAUUUAUGUAUUUGUAUAACAGGUGACUACUUUAUAAAAGAACACUUAUUAUUUAGAAAACUUGAAAAAAUGAUAUUUUUCAUUAUUUUUUAUCGUUAUAAUUACGAUGUAUAAAAAUAUAAUUUUAUAGAUGAAUAGUUUAUAAGUUAAGUAGGUAUAAGAAUUUAAAUAUUAAUCAAUUAUAUUAUACUUUUGUACUUCGAAAUAAUUU
Molecule: messenger RNA, 3336 nt
Organism: Aphis gossypii (cotton aphid)
Lineage: Eukaryota; Metazoa; Arthropoda; Insecta; Hemiptera; Aphididae
Exons: 3
Coding region: 198-2150 (650 amino acids)
Source: RefSeq, a predicted model, not a curated record